UGUGACCACUAACCAACUCUCUCACCUGAGCAGCCUUUCUGAGAACUCGCUCCGAGAUCACCUGGCGCCGUGUUGCUGCCGCAAGCGACUCGCUAUUUUUGUUUAUAGAGAGAUAAGUUUGUGGAUCCGACUGGAGUUGUAGCUCUGGCACACAUUUAAGCGAGUCGACGUGGGUCGUCAUCUGGGCAGAAUGUCAGACACCGACAACAACCCUUUCGCGGACCCGGAGUUGAACAACCCGUUUCAGGAUCCAUCAGUGACACAAGCCAAACAUACCACUCCUGCAGGGUUAGAGGAGUACAACCCCUUCACAGAUGCUAAACCAACACUAGCGGGCAUGGUGCCCAAAGCUACAAGCUCCGCCGUCAGCACGCAGCCUGCCAUCAUGAAACCCACAGAAGAGCCCCCAGCCUACUCGCAGCUUCGGGCGCAGGAGCCGUCGGGAGCAGCCGCCGAGCUGCUGAAGAGGCAGGAGGAGCUGGAGAGGAAGGCUGCAGAGCUGGACCGUCGGGAGAGAGAGAUGCGGUCGCUCAGUGCUUCAGGAGGGAGAAAGAACAACUGGCCUCCCCUGCCUGAGAAGUUCCCUGUGGGUCCGUGUUUCUACCACGACAUCACCGUGGAUAUCCCCGUAGAGUUCCAGAAGACGGUCAAAAUUAUGUACUACCUCUGGAUGUUUCACUCUGGGACGCUGCUGGCCAACGUGAUCGGCUGCGUGGCCUGGUUCGGAGUGGACCCGUCACGCGGAGGCGACUUCGGCUUGUCCAUCCUCUGGUUUAUUCUCUUCACGCCAUGUUCCUUCGUCUGUUGGUACAGACCGCUCUACGGAGCAUUCAGGAGUGACAGCUCUUUCAGAUUUUUCGCCUUCUUCUUCGUGUACAUCUGUCAGUUUGGCAUCUACGUUAUCCAGUGUAUUGGGAUAACCGGUUGGGGUGCCAGUGGCUGGAUCUCAGCUCUGACUGGCCUCAACCAGAGCAUCCCAGUAGGCAUCAUCAUGAUCCUCAUAGCAGCUCUCUUCACCUCGCUGGCUGUUCUGUCCCUCAUCAUGUUCAAAAAGAUCCAUACACUGUACCGUACCACCGGCGCCAGCUUCGAGAAGGCCCAGCAGGAGUUCGCCACGGGCGUCAUGUCCAACAAGACCGUCCAGACGGCUGCUGCCAACGCCGCCUCCAGAGCUGCACAGGGACCAUCUUAAUCAAGGAGCAAGUCCGAUCGCCCCGGAGAGUUGGUCCCGUCCGUCCAAGCCCCCCCCCCAUCCUCCUCCUUUUCCCAUGUCCUCCUGUUGAACACGUGGACAGCCCGCCAGCCUUGUGGCAGUGCUGGUUUAUUAGAAGAUUUGUGUUUUCAGAGCGAAAACAACCACAGGGAACUGGCCCGGCAGCGUCCACUCUGGGAACCAUCACCCUCGCUGCGCUCUCACCACUCAACCGGCCCUUUGAAGUGUGUGUGUAGGUGUGUGUGUGUGUGUGUGUGUGUGUAGGUGUGUGUGUGUGUGUGUGUGUGGCCAGGUUAAUGAAUGUUUGUUUGUGUGCUUUUUUAAAAUGUCACCUCCUCAAGGCCACGCUGCUGAGUCAACUCCAUCCAAGGGCACCCCGGGCAUUUCUCUCCAUCAAUCCUUUUAGAAGUUCUUGUUGUUUGCAUUUCCCGAAUCACUAUUAUCUAUUUCUAAAAGUAAUUUAUAUUUUGUCAAAGGGUGAUUAUUCAGCUUGUGUAUGUACACGUAGCUCUAAAACUGUUUUGCUGUUACCCACGAGUGCAUAACUUAAAACUGCUGACCUCUAGUGGACUGAGGAGGUAUUGCCGUAAAUGAAUGUUGUGCAUUCCAGUCAACCGUCUGGCUUCUGAGCUUUGUCUUAAUUUCUUUAGGUUUUUGGUCUUAAUUUCACCGGUCACCAGUCAGAGCUGUUGCUUUGAAGUAUUCUCACCUGGCAAUUAUUUUGCGUUCAACAAGCAAACAAAGUUAGAAGCUGAUGUAGGAAAAAGAGGAAAAAUCAGUACAGAUUCAAACGUUUAUCCUGCAGAGGCAGUGCACACUGUCUUUAAAGUGGAGUCUGUUUCUUCUUCAUCAGCUAGAACUCAAAGUCGAGUCCAGAGGAACCAGACUGGUACAUGAUCAUGACUAGUUAGGAUAAUCAAAAUCAGUUUUAAGUUGGGGUAAAAGGACAAAUAAAGUCAAGACUUACUUUAAAACUCUGAGAUAUUGGUCUACUUGAAUGAUGGUGUGGAUGCGGUCCUUACUGACGAACAGAAAUGAUCCUGUAUUUAAAAAAAAGGACUGUUGUUUCGGUCUGCAGCUCGAUCCUCUUCUGCUUUGAUGUGUGUACUUAUGAUUACAUAAGCAGAGGCUGUAAACUCUCCUCCUGUUGCAUCUACUGUACAAAAUAAGGUCAACUUGUACCAACUCAUGAUGACAAAGCAUUGAAAGGACAGAUUCCUCUAUAAACAGUCCUUUUUACACCUUGUUUGUACGCUCAGUAAUCCCUAUCCAGACUAUCACUUAAGUGGAACAACAGCUUUGUUGUUGAGUCUUAUGAGAGACUUCAAGUACCAGUUUAUUUUGUCUCCGUUCCUAAUUAUUGUUUUACAGCAAACAUUAUUCCAUUCUUACACAAAACUGCUUCAAAUCACAUUUUUUUGUUGUUCUCUUAAAGCUUAACUUUCCUUGCCUUGUAAUUAUGGACCUAGACUUGUUUUGAAAUGUUCCUUCACGAUCACUGUAGCUGCAGCACGUUUAGUAACCUUUCCUCUAAGCACACUGAAGCUCAAACAAUUUAGAUUUGUAUUGGAGUGUUUUUUUUUUUUGUUUGACAUCUUUUGCCUGUGUUCUUCUGCGUUGUGAAAUCCCAACAAGCAGCACUUUAAAUCGAGUUUCUGGAGCCUUUUCCUACAUUUGAGGGUAUAUUUCCUUCUUUCUCUUAAGCAGUUUUUUGUUUUGUGUCCCCCCCCCCCCCAAACACCAACUGAGUUCAGCUUAUAGUUUCACACGAAACCAGUUUUCUGAAAGAAUAUUAAAAAUGGCACAAUUAGUAAAAGAUCCACGUUCCUGUGCAGGUUUAUACGACUUUUGAAAGUGUAAUUUAGCUCCAGCUUUUAGCGCUGGAGGUUUAUGUCAACUUUACUCAGGAUGCUCAUCACUUGCACGUCGAGCGUUGACAUUAUACAUUAAAAGUGACACACAAAGGCCCCUGCUUUUAAAUACUUCUGAAAAAAGAAAUUGCCCCUUAAUUCCAUCACGGCCAUGAUCCACUUCGUCAUCUAAAAUGUCUUUUAAUGUGUAUUUUUCUACUGUAUAAACUGCAAAGUGCUUUACAGCAUCUAUUAUGUACUGAAGCCAGUCAAGCCUUUGUAUGUAUAUAUUAUAAAGAUGUUUAAAUAGAAAGAAGUCUGAAUCUGCAUGCAGGGCGGAGUCCGGGAUCCUUUCACUUCCUGUCUUCGACAUGCCGCAUUUAACUCUAUGCUCUUUGCCUCCCGUCCUUAAACCUUGCACCUGUACAGGUAUAAACGUUGUGCAGUUGCAAAGAUGCAUUCUAAAUGGCACCUGCAGUUAUUGCUUUUUAUUUCUGUUUUGCUGUUGUCCUUAUUUGCCUUGAGUGUUAAGCAUGAAGAAAGUAAAGUGCAGCCUGACCCAUGUGAUGUGCUGUAGGUGAACUGUUGCUCCGAGCCGUGCGUCAGAACCAAUGUGAACUAAGGUAGAAACGCACUGUAGAUGACAUGAAAGCAUCCAGUACCAUCCCUCUGAUGUCUGAGUUAUAUUGAGACGAAUGUUUGUAUAUUUUGAAUGCCUUGAAGAUGGUUUGCAGUUUGUCAUUUUAAGAUGAAUCCCGCUUUCACUUUCAGUCCUGUGUUGGUAGUUUGAGUUUUGUAUAUUUAUGGUACUGAGACUUAAUAAAAUUCUUCUUUAUUUGUUC
Cololabis saira (Pacific saury) is the source of this 3905-nucleotide messenger RNA. Its product is annotated as secretory carrier-associated membrane protein 1-like. The record is from RefSeq and is a predicted model, not a curated record. Bases 191 to 1192 code for a protein of 333 amino acids. The transcript is spliced from 9 exons. Lineage: Eukaryota; Metazoa; Chordata; Actinopteri; Beloniformes; Belonidae. Gene Ontology annotation, cellular component: trans-Golgi network membrane; recycling endosome membrane. Gene Ontology annotation, biological process: protein transport.